Messenger RNA from Bradysia coprophila, 2499 nucleotides. RefSeq names its product phenylalanine 2-monooxygenase precursor-like. The record is from RefSeq and is a predicted model, not a curated record. Lineage: Eukaryota; Metazoa; Arthropoda; Insecta; Diptera; Sciaridae.
AUUCACUUGCGAUCCACGCACCAUUAAGUACAGACGUGCAUUUGCUUUUAAUUAUAAAUUGAUAACAUUUUGAAGAAUAGUAUUUUACGUAGUGUUUGAUUUACAGUUCAGUCCAUUAAUCGUGAUUUUUGCAAUCAAAAUUUAGAUCAAUUGUUGUUUAAGAAAUUUCAGCAGUUAAGAUUUUUGUUUCGCAUUUUGGAAAAGAAUCGUUUUGUAUUGUCUCGUCAUGGGUAUCACAAUAAGUCCGAAUCUAGUUUUCACCAAACCGCAUCACUAUAAAAUUUCUCGUACACUUGGUCAAGUAGCCGUAGAAGGAAAAUACUAUCGUCAUCCGGAUUCAGCUAGAAUUUCAUAUCCCUUGGUCACCGAAAAACCACUGGGUUCAAUCAAUAAGCCCAUAAAUGUUGCCAUUAUUGGUGGCGGAGCUGCUGCACUCGCUGCCUUAUAUGAAUUGUCUAACGUAAAAGACAGCGAUAAAAAUAUUCGCGUCACGUUAUACGAAUCCGAUCCCGACCAUUUCGUACAUAUCCCCCCAACGUAUGCCGUGAGAACGGCUGGGCUAAAAGCUGGACGAGUGUCGGCAGCUGUAAGCAGUGACGGACCCGUUCCCGAAAAUGUUGAUCAUGCUGUUUAUGAAAUUGGUGCAAUGCGAUUCCCCGAAAUUGCUGGCUUAAUGUGGCAUUAUGCUAGUAUUCUGUAUGGAGCUGACACGAAGGUCGAACUUUUUCCAAAUCCUGGUACCGUUGCUACAGAAUUAUUACAUGGAGAUCACGUCGAUAGGUUCGCGAUCGGUGAAUGGUUAGACGAUGAAUCACCAACGAAAAAGGUUGUUGAAGUUAUCAAAAAUGGAUUGGUGGGACAAAGUCAAGGUGAGAAUACAAGUCUCUUCCCUAUCAACGGAAAAGAUCCGGCUAAAAUUAGCGCCCAAUUGAAAGAUGGAAAAACCACCGAUGAAGAACUCAAAAAGAUCGACGAACAAUGGAAAGUCUUCGCUAAUAAAUACAAUAAUGUAACUCUAGUAUCUGCUGUUACACAAGUUAUAACGGCCAGACUUAGUCAACUACCAACUGUGCCCGGACUACGAGACGAUAACCAGAAAAUCAAUUAUUAUGUGGAAUUGUUCGGUACGGUUGGAUUCGGAACCGGUGGCUUCAAAUCCGUUUUCAACAUGUCCAUAUUGGAAACGAUGAGAUUACUUUUGUGGGACUACUCGAAUGAAUACAUGUUACCGGUUACGGCGAAUGUCGCUUUUCUUAGCAAGUUCUACGAGAAAUCACUCGAAAAAAAUCACAACGUUCGAGUCGAAUUAGCUCGCGUAUGCGACGUCGCUCAUCUGGACAAAAAUCCCAAUGGAAGUACACUGGUUGUUUUCUACCGCAUCAACGCAGAUGGAACAGAAAUCCCUGAACCCCAAAAAGAAGUGUACGACUACGUCAUUUUGGCCACAACACCGCGGCAAACAAGUUCAAUGAUUGGUAGAAUCGGAUUUAACAACACUGGUGGAAGGAAAGUACCUUUGGGCGAUCAUGGACGCCGUCUAUCGCCAGAUGCAUACGAAGGCUCUGUACGCCCAGCGUUGGUAUUAAGUCAAAAAUAUGAGGCAGCGAAUUCGAAACUAUUUUCAGCGGUCAGUAACGUUCACAUGGUCUGCUGUUCGAAAAUAUUUGCCUCCGUUAAAAAGGUCGACUUUGAUAAGUACGCUCCAGAGUUUUCGGAUAAAGGGAAAGUCAAAGCCAUUGUAGCCGAUUGCGGUUUGGGUUCCAGCUACGUUGUUCCCAGUACCAUAUUAAAUGAAAAAAUGAAAAUCUCCAGCAAAGACUAUUACAGUUUCCUAAUCAGUUACGCCUGGGAAGACGAUUCCAAAAAGCUCCAACAUAAUUUCGGCAAAUACCCGAUGAACAUCAAAGAUACGGAACAGGUGAUCAACGCAAUUGUCAAUCGUACGCAGCGCUACGUCAGAGAUCCGGUGGAUAAUUCUUACAAGCUCUGGUGGUUUGGAGAGGCAUUGAGUAAAUGUAAGCUUGAAGAUCCGCUAUCGUACGAUUGGACAACAUUCAAUUCAGCCGGUGCAUUUAAAUUGGAUAAUGCGGGCGAUCAUUACAACAGCCAUCUUCUAUUCUGUUACAAUAAUCACGCCCUGAAACCGGCAUUGAAGAAUAAAUUUUUCCUGGCUAACUGCAGUUACAGUCAUUUGGGUGGCUGGUUGGAGGGAGCAUUUAUGUCCGCCGUGAAUGCCGUUUGUGGAUUAAUUGUUGCCGCAAACGAUGGCGACAAAAAUGCUUUAUCUGCUGAAGCGCGAAAAGUGGUUGACACUCUCGACUCUGUUGCAGAAAAUAUCGAUUAAGAAAUCACUUUUAAAGUCACUCUGCUCAUCAUUAAUAUUUUGUUUAUUUUGGCCCUUUCAUAUCCUUUAGGAAACUUAGUGUUAUCUUACUAACCUAUUUUGUCUUUAUAUGUACGCUUAUUGCUGGCAAUUAAAAUAAAAAUUAUUUCUAAAAA